Ilex paraguariensis (yerba mate) is the source of this 5233-nucleotide messenger RNA. Lineage: Eukaryota; Viridiplantae; Streptophyta; Magnoliopsida; Aquifoliales; Aquifoliaceae. The record is from the annotation of a GenBank genome assembly.
AAUGCUGAGGAUAACGAGUAUUUGGAAGGGGUUGAACCAUCGCUCGAGUUUGUGAUUACUUCCCGGGACAUAACGGCCACUGGAGCUUUGGCGACUUUGCUUGUAUUCAACAACGAGAAAGGUUUUUCCCCAAAGAACAUUGAGUCCAUCUGCAGUGUUGGGCGCUCUACCAAGAAAGGCCUCCGCAAACGUGGAAUUGGGUUCAAGAGUGUAUUUUUGAUAACGGCUCACCCUUACAUAUUCAGUAAUGGUUAUCGGAUAAGAUUUAGUGAAGAACCCUGCUCGCAUUGCAAUCUUGGAUACAUCGUCCCUGAAUGGGUUGAGGAGAAUCCAACUAUUUCCCUUAUCCAACAGAUAUAUGGAUCUGGUGCUGCCCUCCCAACCACAACAUUAGUGCUGCCGCUGAAGCCUGACAAGGUGAAACCUGUGGAGAUGCAGCUUUCAAGCCUUCAUCCUGAAGUUCUGUUGUUUCUUUCAAAGAUAAAGAAGCUUUCGGUUCGUGAAAACAAUGAGGAUCCUAGACUUAACACUGUGAGUGCAAUAUCUAUUUCAAGUGAGACAAACUUUGUUACAAGGAAGAAUAUUGAUGCUGAGUCCUACAUGCUUCAUCUUUCCGCUGAUGUGAAUGAUGAUGAUGCGGAAAAAGAAUGCAGCUACCAUAUGUGGAGGCAGAGGUUUCCUGUUAGGCUGGAAAACAGAGUAGAAAGAAGAAUGGAAGUAGAAGAGUGGGUGAUAACUUUGGCUUUUCCAAAUGGAAAGCGACUUCAAAGAGGAAACCAAUCUCCAGGGAUCUAUGCAUUUCUACCAACAGAGAUGGUGACGAACUUUCCCUUCAUAAUUCAGGCAGAUUUUCUUCUAGCUUCGUCCAGGGAGACAAUCCUCUUGGACAACAAAUGGAACCAAGGGAUUCUUGACUGUGUGCCCUUGGCUUUUGUUAAUGCAUUGACUUCGCUUGUGAAAAAUACAGAAGGUGCUCCAGUUUCUAGUCUGCCUCGCAUGUUUGGGUUUUUACCACUCAACAGUUCUCCCUAUGCACAGCUAAAUGCAGUGAGGGAGUCAAUUAAGACAAAAGUGGUGGCUGAAAGUAUAGUUCCACGUGAGUCUUACCAGGAGCAGAAGAUCUUCGAUAAACCCUGUGAUGUUGGUAGGUUAAUGCCUGCCUUCUGGAAUAUAUUGAAAAAGGCGAGGAACCAAGGGGUGUACUUGGAUAAUAUCUCAUCCCAUGGAAGGUUUAUCUUAAGCUCUUACUUUGAUAGAGAAAAGUACAAUGACGUAUUGAAAUUUUUGGAGGUGAGACAUGUUGAUGAUGAAUGGUAUGCAACAUGUAUCCAGAGUUGUAAUCUUGUUCUCGGAGUAUCAGAUGAUGUUUAUUUAGAACUGUUAGCAUUUCUUGCUGACAAAUGGAAUUCUUGUUUUCACAAAACAAGCAUUAAGAACAUACCGCUUCUGAAGUAUGUGGGUCAUGACAGAGAUGUGUCGUUGGUACCCUUGCUGAAUGGUGGUAGGGUGCUAGUAUCCUCUGAUCCUAGUCACAUCUCGUGGCUGAUUGAUUGGAACAAGGAAUUCAGAUGUGCUGCAGAUCGAUUUUUUCUGCCGAAAUCGACACAAGAAGCUAUGGGGUUAUGUUCUAAGAGACAGAGCAUAUUGGAAUGGCUUUGCAACCAGAUGAAGGUUAGUUCUGUAAAUGUGUAUGAUUAUGCAAUUCUCCUCGGUAAGUCACUAGUUGAUCGGAAGCUUGUUGUUGCCUAUGCUCAUUUCUUAUAUCACUCGCUCUCACAAAAUUAUCUGUCUAGGCAACAAGUUGAAUAUUUGUGUAGUAUUAUGCCACUCGUUGAUAACUAUGGGCGGGUGACCACCGGAAGGGCAGGGGUUCUUGUACCUGCUAAUGGAAGCAGAUGGGUGGAGCUGAUUGGUUCAAAUCCAUGGAGAGCAGAAGGUUAUGUUGAGCUUGCAGAAGACUAUUUGCGUUCUGGCAACUAUGUAGAUUUACUAACACUUGAAAGAGAGCUUGUUAAAUUCCUCAAGUCGCAUGUUGCAGCUUCUGACAUCCCAUAUCUCUCCCCUCCCAAUGCUGUAGUUCCUACAUUCUCUGCUCCACUGACAAAGCAGAAUGCAUUAUUGCUGUUGGAAUGGAUUCAGUAUUUGAGAAGGUAUGGGAUACCCAUUCCGACAAAUUUUCUGACCUGCAUAAAAGAGGGAAGCUGGCUGAAGGUUUCUCUGAAUGGCAGUCCUGCCUACAAGCCUCCGUCACAGUCAUUCGUACCUGACUCAUCAUGGGGUGACCUUCUGCAGAAUGGAUUGGUGCUAGUUGAUAUUCCCUUAAUUGAUCUAGAUUUCUAUGGUGGUAAAUUAAAUGGCUAUAAGGAGGAGUUAAGAACCAUUGGCUUGAUGUUUGAAUAUAAAGAAGCAUGUCAAUAUAUAGGGAAGCAUCUCAUGUCUCUGGCAGCUUCCUCAACUUUAACCAGAGGCAAUGUGCUUUCAAUACUGAAUUUCAUCAAGUUUCUAAGGGAUUCAUAUCUUCCUCUUGAAGACUUUGUCAAGGCUGUUAAAGAAGGCAGGUGGCUAAGGACUUCCCGAGGUGACAGGACUCCAGGUGGUACAGUUUUAUUUGAUCAGGAGUGGAAAGCUGCAUCACAAAUCAGUGAUAUUCCAUUCAUUGAUCAAGACUAUUAUGGCGAGGAAAUUCUCUCUUUCAGAACGGAACUACAGCUAGUUGGGGUGGUAGUUGGAUUUAAUCAAAGCCACAAACUUGUGGUCGACAACUUAAAAUCUCCAGCACGCAUAACUUCUCUGACAGCUGAGGGAGUUCUUUUAAUAUUGGAGUGUAUACGUCAUUUUGGAUCGGCUGACAAAUUUGUUCAAGCACUUAAAGAUAAGAAAUGCAUCAAGACACAGAUGGGCUUCAAAUCUCCAGCUGAAUGCUUUCUGUUUGAUCCUGAAUGGGCUUGCCUUCUGCAGAUUUUUAACAGCUUCCCACUCAUCGAUAAAAAUUUCUAUGGAAGCAGCAUUUUAUCGUACAAAAAUGAGUUGAAGCAACUUGGUCUGGUGGUGAAUUUUGAGGAAGCAGCCAAAGCAUUUGCUCGCGUUUUUAAGAAGCAAGCUUCACUAUUUUCCAUCGGAAAAGGUAAUGUUCUUUCACUUCUGGAAUGCUACAGAAGGCUAAUGAGAGCAGAAACAAGAUUUCCCUCAGAUCUUCAGAACUGCUUUCUUGAGGUGAAAUGGUUACGAACUCGCCUAGGUGAUUACAGAGCACCGAAAGAGUGCAUUCUGUUCGGCCCCGAUUGGGAGUCUAUUUCUCCUAUUUCUCUACUUCCUUUCAUUGAUGAUAGUGAUAAUUACUAUGGAAAGGGCAUCCGUGAAUAUGAAAAGGAGCUUGAGAGUAUGGGAGUUGUUGCUGCUUUUAAAAGUGGUGCGAAGUUUGUGGAGGCCGGCCUUUAUUUACCUCAAAAUCCCAGAACCAUAACUCCCUCGAAUGUAUAUUCAUUGCUGGAAUGCAUCAGGAAUUUACAGCAGGAACACAAUGGGUCUAUAUCUGAAGCAUUUUUGAAAAAACUUGGAAAAAAAUGGUUGAAAACUCAUGCAGGCUACAGGCCUCCAGUUGAGUGCUUGUUGUUUGAUUCUGGUUGGGGUUCUUUCUUAUGGCGCCAGGAUGGGCCUUUCAUUGAUGAGAAAUUUUAUGGUUCCAAAAUUACAGCCUACAGGAAAGAGCUCAACGCUAUUGGAGUCACAAUUGACUAUAAACAUGGUUGCCCAUUGCUUGCCAAUUACCUUGAUCACCAUUCCAACUUCGCUACUAUCAAUCGAAUUUAUAGUUAUUUGUGUAAAUUCAAUUGGAAGCCGCAUGAUGAGGAUACCAAAAGAAUUUGGAUCCCAAAUGGAAGUGAAAAUGGAGAAUGGGUAGGCGCUGGAGAAUGUGUUCUUCAUGACAAAAAUGACCUCUUCAGUUUGCAGUUGAAUGUACUGGAGAAGCACUAUAAACAGGAAUUACUGAACUUCUUCUCUGGAGUUUUGGGAGUUAAAUCCAGUCCUGUUCUUGAUGAUUAUUGCAAGCUUUGGAAGGUAUGGGAAGAUUGUGGAGACGGAUUGUCGCAUGCUGAAUGUUGUGCCUUUUGGGGAUUUGUUGUAAAGCACUGGAAUUCUAGGACAGAGGAAAAACUUACACAAAACAUGUCAAAAGUGCCUGUGUCAGGUUCAGAUGGAAUUCUUCUGGUUGAGAAGCAUGAUGUUUUUAUUGCUGAUGAUCUUUAUCUGCAGGAUCUUUUUGAACAGGCUUCUGCUCAUCCACUAUUUGUCUGGUAUCCUCAGCCAAGCUUGCAAUCCUUGCCUCGAACAAGGCUUCUUGAAAUCUAUGGCAAAAUUGGCGUCCAAACUUUAUCUGGAUCUGUAGAAAAGGAACUAUCGGAUCUGGAAGAUGUUGGACUUGAAGAAGUGGAUUGGAUGGAUGCCUUUUAUGGAGGGGGCAUAUGUAGGCUCAUUCUUGGCUUUCUUGCUGAUCCUGCUCUCAACAUGGAAGCAGAGAGGAGGCACGACGUUGUCAGACGCCUCCUCAAUGUUGAUGUGUUUGAGACAAUUGAGCCAAUUACAGUAGGAUAUAGUUUAUCACUUUCGUCAGGAGAAAUUUUGAAUGUGAAAGCAAGUCGAAUGAUACGUUGGGAGAGAGAGAGUUCAAAGUUUUUUACACAGAAGAGGGACAUGUCAGGUGGAUAUAAAGAGCGAAUUGAAUAUGCUUCAUAUUUUUCCGAAGUAGUGGCUGAGGGAGUGCUGUGGGAGGAUGAAGAUCAUAUAUACCAACUGACUGAACUGAUUAAGUUGGGUUGUCUCCUUGGGUUUGAUGACGAAGCUAUUGCGUUCUUGAUGAAAAAGAACAAUCUGCAGAUAUUUUUGGAGGAUGAGGAGUUUCUCUCUUCUGCCUUCACUUCUGAUUAGGUAUGGUAUGAACUCUUAUUAUAUUGAAGUUUUUAUCUAAUAGGAUUUCUGAACGAAAGAUUAAGUUUCUUUUGUUCAACUAACUAAAGGAAAAGGAAGAACUCAGAUCAUGCAUAGGUGAUCAUCCUUGUCAUUGGAUUGAGAAAACGUCUUUCAAUGCCUUGAUCCACCCCAUAAUCCCUUUUCUCUUUGGCUAUUUUAUUUGAAUACUGUAAUAAUGGUGUGCUACUAGAGUGAAUUUGUAAGAAUGAAUACAUUUCAAUGGAGCUGCUUGUCGUAGUUUAAUCGAUUGUGAACGUCAUUUUCC